Messenger RNA from Zingiber officinale, 1997 nucleotides. Its product is annotated as S-locus-specific glycoprotein S13-like. Gene Ontology annotation, biological process: recognition of pollen. The record is from RefSeq and is a predicted model, not a curated record. Lineage: Eukaryota; Viridiplantae; Streptophyta; Magnoliopsida; Zingiberales; Zingiberaceae. Bases 164 to 1033 code for a protein of 289 amino acids. The transcript has 4 exons.
GAACAUCUCACUUGUCAAGGGACAAACCCUGACGUCGACAGGAGAAUUGUUCCAACUGGGCUUCUUCAGUCUAGAUGAUAGUUCAGCGAAGGGAUAUUUUGGAAUCUGGUACUGCAAUCUCACACCGCAAGAAGGCACUGUAGUAUGGAUCGCCAAUAGGAACAUGUCCGUCAACACAUCCAUGGCAUCCUUCAACCUCACUUCUGAUGGAAAUCUAAUCUUAUUUGAGGAAGACAGAAUUGUUUGGUCGACGGGAACAAGAUCCCAAGAACUCAAUUCUGCACGGUUGCAGCUUUCAGAAUCUGGAAACCUCGUGCUAAACGACAGCAACUCGAUUCUAUGGCAGAGCUUCGACCACCCAAGCGACAGCCAGACGUAUCUCCCUGGCAUGAAGUUUGGAUUUGUCAAACAGACCAACACAUCACGGCGGCAAGUGUCAUGGAAAAACUCCACAGAUCCUUCUCCGGGAGACUACAUCCAGAUGAUUCGUGCUCAACCUAUACCGGAUUUGAUCACGUUGAACGGAUCCGCCAAAUACCAUCGCGGCGGCCUGUGGAAGGAAUAUAUGAUCAGCCUUCCAUCGACGGCGAGCUCGGUAAGGCCCACGUAUGUUUCCAACGAGAAUGAGGGCUACUUUACGUUUAGUUAUACGGCCUCGCCGACGCCGGUGCUGUUACGGGCAGUGUUGUGCGCCAAUGGAACCUUCCAGACUUGGUUUCUUGACAGGAGUGGCAAGGAAGAGUGGCAACUUCUGUGGUCGGUUCCGGAGGACGAGUGCGACGAGUACAAUCGUUGUGGCCGCAACAGCGUGUGCACCUGGAACUACUAUACCGUCAACUGCGAUUGCAUGGACGGGUUCAUAAAGAUUGUGGAGAACGGAAGCGAGGGCGGGUGCCAGAGGGAGAAGCCUUUGAAUUGCUCGUCGAACCAGUUUUCCAAGGUGCAGAACGUGAAGCCGCCCGACCCUCAGAACGCUACAGCGAGAGGAAACAUGAGUCUCGAUGACUGCAAGAAUUUGUGCUUGAAUAAUUGAUCCUGCGUGGCGUAUGCGGUGAUUAGUGGGUUUUAUGGAUGCAUAACUUGGCCUAGUGAUCUGUUGGAUCUCAGGAUUUUUGUCGUUGGAGGAUAUGAUUUAUACAUUCGGCUCGCAGGAGAAUUGGAUCACCCAAGUACGAUUGGAAAAAACAGGACGGGGAGAAGAAUUCUAUUUAUUGUCGUCUCUAUUGCUGCAACACUGUUAUUCCUUUGUGUCAUUUUUAUUUACCGUCGAAGGAAAAAAGCAACGAUACGAAGAGGGAAUCUACUUGCAGCAACAUUCAAUCAACAUGAAAUAAGAGGUACAGAAUCACUAUUGUUUGAUCUGGAGGCUAUUAGGAUAGCUACAGACAACUUCUCUGAUAGAAAUAAGUUGGGAGAAGGAGGAUUUGGGUCUGUUUAUAAGGGAACACUGGAGAACGGAGAGCAUGUAGCAGUAAAAAGACUUUCAAGAAGCUCAGGACAAGGACUAGAUGAGUUGAAAAAUGAAGUGUUUUUGGUUGCCAAACUUCGACACAGAAACCUUGUGCGGCUGUUGGGCUGUUGCUUAGAUUCAGAGGAGAAACUACUCGUUUACAAUUACCUUGCUAAUACAAGUCUUGACAAGUUUUUGUUUGGUAUAAUUUCAGUCUCCGUUUUGCAUGACAACAUCCUCAAUCCAUGGAACUGAUUAUCUAGUAGUUUGCUAAUCUGAUAGAGUACUUAGUAGUGUAGUUGUUCAAUUUCAUUCUCGAAUAUAUGUUCUUGGAUUGGUUAUGUAUAAGAUUACAUGAAUAGUUUUGUCCUUUAUUGCACACACCAUGAUCCUCAAAAUUAGUAACCAAAUAUUAUAUAUGGAUGGUGCAGAUAAUUCAAAAAGAAAACAGUUGGAUUGGGCAAGAAGGUUUAAGAUCAUUGAGGGCAUUAGUCGAGGACUUCUUUAUCUUCAUGAAGAUUCGCCAUUGAAGAUCAUUCAUCGAGAC